AUGGCGAACUGGCAGCAGUAUAAUCCCUUUGGAAAAAGGGACUCUCACUCGAACAAUACGAUCCUCACCUACAAGAUUCUGACCCUUAUCACCUGGAUCCUGUCCCUUGUCGUUACCGUUUACUAUACCCUUCACCGUCCCGACGAUGGCCACACUCGAAACCGAAAGAUCUGGGAGCAGAACCACAUGUACCGCACUGCUUUCACUCUGAACCCAAUCAUCACCUCCAUCUACUGGAUUGUCCUCUUCAUCCUCCAGGCUGGUUACAUCGGACAUCUUUUCUCGAGCAACUCUGACAUCGUUCACGCUGCUGCCAGCGUUGGAAGCCACUUCAUCUUCAACAACCUCUUCCACUUCGCCUUUGUCAUGCUCUUUGUUCGCUCUCACUUCCACUGGGCUGAGGUUAUCCUGAUUCUCAACUUCAUCAAUCUUUCCUCGCUCUACUUCCGCCACAACACCUACCCCCGAUUUAUCCACACUCCCGUUGUUUCUGGACCUUUGGCCUGGACUUUUGUUGCCAUUUACUGGAACGGUGCUCUGAUGAUUCCGCAUCCUCACCACCUUGUCCCUCGUAUCUUUGGAAACAUCUUCAUCUGGUCCAUCCUCGCCUAUGGACUCUUCUUCAUCAUGGUUUACAAGGAUUACACAAUGGGUUUCUCGCUCAGCGUCUUUGCUGCCGCUAUUGGAGUUUCCCAAUUCCUUCACCAGGUGAUUGCCUUCCAGUGGAUCUUUGCCUUUAUCAUUAUGGCUCUUCUCUUUAUCGCCACUGUCGUCGUUGCUGUCCCUGCUGCAACAGGCAGGGAGGUCAAUUGGCGCAGCGCACCUGCUGACCAGGAACGUGCUCCUCUGCUUGCUGACCGGCCUGUUGUUGCAUCAUUCAACACCCACGUUGAAUGCGGAGUAAUGGGCGAAUCUGGCGUUGUGGUUUUAUCAACAUGUUGUUCAGAUUGCUACCUAGUGCUGAUGAAGCCUCUACGGGCAUUUCCUUUUCCAAUCAACAUUGGAAACGAUAUUUGCCAAAUAUCACGCAUCUAUGCGAUUCUAUCAGGUCCUCGAGCUGCGCGCUUUGUGAACAGAGUUUUAUCUCCUCAAGAACUAGCUGUGAAUCAUGCGCGUAUAAAUGUCCUCGGCAGUGUGAAGGCGCAAAAGCAUGGGCUACAGGAUGCUCUGCACAAAGUAAAUGAGACUAGCCAACUGCACAAGCAGAUUGCUACAAACGACCCCGAGAUGUGGAGCUGUGCUGCAUUCAUGGCUGGAAGAUUCGCGGCAAAGGAGGCUGCCAUGAAAGCACAUCCGCAUCGACGUUUGACGUUUCACGAUGUGGUGAUUGAGAGACGGCCUGUAGAGGGUCCAACACUGGGCAGCGGACCGCCCAUCGCGCGGAUUCGCAGUGGCGAGGGAGAGGUGGAGGACACAAGUGCCUUGGUCACGAUUAGCCAUGACGGUGACUAUGCAACGGCUGUGUGCUUAGGUUACGAGCCUGACAUUAGCAAACGAGACUGA
Molecule: messenger RNA, 1503 nt
Organism: Fusarium venenatum
Lineage: Eukaryota; Fungi; Ascomycota; Sordariomycetes; Hypocreales; Nectriaceae
Source: RefSeq, a predicted model, not a curated record